UAACACACAAGGCAGAGCUACAUCCCCAGGGAGACGAGCUCACAGUGGGAAGCACGGCCUGGCUCCUAGGCUCAGAACAGAAUGUGUCACUGGUGACAUCACAGAGCAGAGCCUAGUAACCGUGGCGGCCCAGGGGCCACUCGGGCCAGGGCCAGCUGGAGGGCUCAGCACUGCCCAAGCCAACUCUCGCCCACAGCAGUGGCACAGAGCAGCAAGAGUGGUUUUGGAUCAUGAAGCACCACUUGAAAGACCUACGAGGAGGAGAGUCCACGACUGAUAGGACCACCCCCAGCGUGACCAGCCUGGGGUCCGCGGAGGGCAGUCUGGGAGCAUUAUGGCCAGGGACCACAGAGGAGCCGGUGCUGGCCCGCGCGGAGGACUUCUCCUCCAGGACUCCGUGGCACAUCCCGCUGGGCUGGAGCCGCUCUUCACCCUCUGCGUCUUCAUCCUCGUAUCAUUCCUACUCUCCGCGACCUUCUAGCCACCUGACCCCGCGCGGAGACCGGGACCCCGGCCCGCGGAGCGUGCCCGCGCUGUACACCCGUGUGCAGACCGUGCGCGGCGUGGCCGUGGCCUGGGAGACCGAGGCCGGCUUCGCGCCCAUCGGCAGCCAGCCGCGCAUCCGUGAGGCCCAGUUUCUGGGGCGGCAGCGGCAGUGGGGCUCCUCCUUCGAGGUGGCCUCCAACACCGAUCUGCGUGGGGACCUGGAGGCCUGCGGCGACGAGCACGAAGGGGAGCCCGAGGAGGACGCUGGGCGCGAGGACGCGGAGCUGGAGCAGGAGCUGCGCGAGCCUCCGGACUCGCUGGUCACCACCAGACACGGGCUGCGCUGUGUGGCCUGCUGCCGCGUCUUCCCCUCGCUGCCCGCGCUGCUGGAGCACGCGCGGCACGGCAUCCAGGAGGGCUUCAGCUGCCAGAUAUUUUUCGAGGAGAUGCUGGAGAGGCGGCGCGCGCGGGGUCAGGUGCAGGACCUGGAGUCGGAGGACGGCAAGCAGCCUGGCCAGGAGGAGGGCAGCGAGCAGCGUGCCUUGUCCCAGGGGGAGGACCCUGGGUCUCGCCAGCAGCAAGAGUGAAGCGCAAGGGUGCGUCCCUGACCCUCUAUCCAGCACCCCCGGGUCCCUCUUCCGGCCAGCAGGAUCAGAGCCUGGGCGCAGGGGGAUGGAGUCUCUCCAGGGGCGCAGCAUUUCAAAGACCCCAGAGCCAAGAAGAGGGCUUGGAGUGUCUUCCACCGCGCAGAAGCGGAGACAGCACAAGCCUCGGGGGCUCUGAUUUUGCAGGAGGGGCUCUACAGUUUCCCCGUUUGCUGUCCAAGAAGUGGAUCCCAGGCGAGCCCACUGCAAAUGAAGCUUCAGCCCUAUUUUUACACUGUUAGGAAUCCGCCAUUUGCCUGAGUGCUAUUCUUAU
Molecule: messenger RNA, 1404 nt
Organism: Cavia porcellus (domestic guinea pig)
Lineage: Eukaryota; Metazoa; Chordata; Mammalia; Rodentia; Caviidae
Gene: Fam170b
Product: family with sequence similarity 170 member B
Exons: 2
Coding region: 231-1073 (280 amino acids)
Biological process (GO): fertilization
Cellular component (GO): acrosomal vesicle
Source: RefSeq, a predicted model, not a curated record